CUUGUGUACCGUUAGGUUGCUGACUCGGUCUAAUUAAAAUGAAACUUGCAAUAUAUCUUCUAUUAACCCAAAUAGGAUACAUUUUAGCAAAAUCAGUAUACGUCCCACCAUGUAAAAACCAUUCCGAAAGCCUUCGAAUAGCAAGAAGCGACGAAAAAACCUCCAUAACUCCUUUAAAUUUUGAUAGAAAUUCAGAGGACGUGUUUGAAAAAAACUCCAUGUUGAAAUCAAACGAUAAUAACCCAGAAAAAUUGCCAAAUUUCAAUGCAAACUAUAAUCAAAUGCAAACAAGACGAUACCUAUUUAAUAAUCAACCAGAACACUUAGCUAAAUGGCCUACAAAUUUAAAUAAAAUGGAAAAUAAGAAUAAAGCCAAUGCCGUGCCAGUUAGUUAUCAAGCGAUUGAUCCGAAAAACAUAUUUGUAUAUGGAUUAUACCCAACGAAAGUUACUAAAAAUAGACUAACGAAUAAUGAUACAAAACCUACCAAUAAUACAAAAUAUAAUAAAACUAUUACAGAUUACAAUGAGUUAGAUAAAAAUGAAGACAAAGAUACAGAAAUACAGAAAUACAAUAAUCAAACUAAUGAUUCACAGUUUGAAUUUGAAACCACAAGUCGGAAUGCAGACGUAGCUAAUAUUCGGGAACUACGACAGCAUCUUCUAGACCAUUUACUAGACUAUUUUGUAAACAUAAUUAUAGAAGAAUAUAACCAUAAUGUUACUAGAAAAAAGAAUAGCAAAGAUGUUAUUGAAGUUGAAAAUAAAUUAAGGAAUUACUAUGGACCACAAACAGAUGUCUUAGAAGUUGAUGAUGCAAAUUAUGAUGAUCAUGACUUUGAAUACGAUAACUAUCGUCGGAAAAGCGAUGAUGAAACUGAAGCGGAUUUAAACAAGGAUGAUCACGUAGUUGAAAAGAAUAACACUGAUAAAGAAUUGGUAGAAACACCGAAAAAUGAUACUGAGAUUAAAACUUUGCAGUUGCCACAGCAACCAACAAACAAAGAUCCAGUCUAUAUAGAUGACGUCAGUAAUACAACUAUCAUGAUUCCUAUUAUUGAAGAUUACGAUGAUAGUCUAGAAAUUGUCGCUUCGACAAUAUACAAGAAACGUGAAAAUAACGACACGAUUAUUGAGACAACAGAAACGUCUCUCAAUAAUUUAGAUAAUAUAGCCACAACUACGGAUAAAUAUGAUAUAUUACAAGAAAUAAAACCUAUAAAUGUAUCAGAUAAUGUAACUGAUGAUGAUCUAUACGUAAAUGAAGAAGAAGACAGUACAGAAAAGCUGGUCUUCGAAGAUUUUCCAGACUCCGAUGAUUACUCGUCCAUAGAAAACGAUACUUCAGCGUCUGUUACUGAUAAAACGACGAAUGAUGAAAAUAUUACCGUUUCUACUAAUGACGGAGAAGCAGACAAUGACAUAUCAGCAAGGAGAAUACUAAAUGACGAUUUAGUGCUAAAUUCUGAUGGAAAACAAAACAAAACUAAAACAUCUGGAUCAAAAUUGACUCCAUUAAUUUCAAGACAACGUGAAUUGAAUGAAAAAAUAGUCAUAGUGUCGUCACCGUAUAGUAGUGAACAAGAAUUAAGUAUCAAUGUUAACAAUAAACAUAUUAAAAGUAAGAAAUCUCGUAAAUCGAGUAAAAAACAAAAGAAAGAUGGGAGAAUUUCGAGACCUGAUAAUCGCAACUGCGGCGGCUGUGUAGCCGCUGAAAACGGCGGGCUCGUGAGUUUUGAAAAUAAAUCUCCAUUCCGACACCGCAGUGGGCGCGGGCGAAGAUCGUUGCAAAGAGGUACUGUGAAAUGCGCGUCGCGCGUGCCUUCCUGUCUAUAG
Molecule: messenger RNA, 1835 nt
Organism: Spodoptera litura
Lineage: Eukaryota; Metazoa; Arthropoda; Insecta; Lepidoptera; Noctuidae
Source: RefSeq, a predicted model, not a curated record